Theobroma umbraticum is the source of this 1644-nucleotide messenger RNA. The record is from RefSeq and is a predicted model, not a curated record. NCBI's taxonomy places the organism in Eukaryota, Viridiplantae, Streptophyta, Magnoliopsida, Malvales, Malvaceae.
UGACAUGCUUAUCUCAAGAGUGUACUAAAAGCAUAUCAACCUAUCUUACAACUUAGUCCUCUCAAUCUCUCUGCCUUUGUUGCCUCAAUCUCCAUCAAUGGAAAGUAUUCCAAAACAUAUUAUUCCGAAAUUCAAUUUUUUUGCAGAUAGUCCAAGAUCACCCCUUCAACCUCCCACAUAUGGGAAUUUGAUUACUGUACUUAGUAUUGAUGGAGGGGGUAUCAGAGGGCUGAUUCCAGGAACUCUACUUGCCUUCUUAGAGUCCCAACUUCAGAAGCUGGAUGGUGAGCAGGCGAGAUUGGCAGAUUAUUUUGAUGUCAUUGCUGGGACUAGCACUGGUGGCCUCGUGACUGCCAUGCUAACUACCCCAAAUCCAGAAGAGGGGAAUCGCCCUCUUUUUGCUGCCAAAGAUAUCAAAGAUUUCUAUCUUGAACACUGUCCUAAAAUCUUUCCCCAAGAUAGUUCUCCCUUUGCACCAGCUGCAAACGUGGUCAAAUCUCUAAUGGGACCCAAAUAUGAUGGUAAAUAUCUUCAUGAUAUUGUGAGGGAAAAGCUGGGAGAAACUAGAUUGCACCAGACCCUAACAAAUGUUGUGAUCCCAACUUUUGACAUCAAGCAACUCCAGCCAAAAAUCUUCUCCAGCUAUGAGGUGAAGAGCAAUCCUUCCAAAGAUGCUCUGCUCUCGGAUAUAUGCAUAGGAACUUCUGCAGCUCCAACUUAUCUUCCUGCCCAUCAUUUUCAUACCCAAGAUUCUACUGGUAAACCUAUAGAAUUCAAUCUAAUUGACGGUGGAGUUGCUGCUAAUAAUCCGACUCUAGUUGCUAUAAACGAAGUGAGCAAAGAAAUCCUUCGAGGGAAUCCUGAAUUUUUCCCAAUAAAGCCAACUGACUAUGCUCGGUUCCUGGUUGUUUCUUUGGGGACUGGUUCACCAAAAUCUGAAGAGAAGUACCAUGCUACUCUAGCAGCCAAAUGGGGUCUUUUGGGAUGGUUGACCAGUGAGCACUCUACUCCCUUGGUGGAUAUUUUCAUGCAAGCAAGCAGUGACAUGAUCGACUUUCACAUUGCCACUCUUUUUCAAGCCCUUCAAUCUGAAAAAAGUUAUCUCCGAAUUCAGGAUGAUACACUAUGCGGGAUGGUCUCAUCUGUGGACAUUGCCACAAAAGAAAACUUGGAGAACCUUGGAAAAAUUGGGGAAGAAUUGCUGAAAAAACCAGUUUCUAGGGUGAAUUUGGACAAUGGUAAAUUUGAACCUAGUAAUAAUCAAGAUACAAAUGAAGACGCUCUCAUCAGAUUAGCUGAAGUGCUAUCUCAGGAGAAGCGACUUCGUGACAGGAAAUCACCAACUAGAAACCUUGCCGCAAAGAAGAACUGACCAGUUGGAAGUGUGCUAUACGCCCUGUGGUGUGGUGCCUUUGUGUUUUCCUUUCACUAAUUUUUUACGUGGAGCAAGAAAUUCUUAAGUCUUAAGACGUAUUUAAUCUUCUAUUUUUUCAAGUAUCUUAUAAGUAGUUUUGUUUUCGUAUAGAUGAAAUUUUCAAUUCUUUGUUAAUGCUAGGUUUAAUUCCUAGCUUAUAAUUAAUUUUUGUAUUCUUUUUAAAAUAUCAAUAAAAUCUCAAAAAAAAAAGUUAGUAUGCUAUUAAGAAU